Messenger RNA from Ostrea edulis (European flat oyster), 2686 nucleotides. RefSeq lists its product as uncharacterized. The coding region runs from base 181 to 2454 and encodes 757 amino acids. The transcript has 14 exons. The record is from RefSeq and is a predicted model, not a curated record. NCBI's taxonomy places the organism in Eukaryota, Metazoa, Mollusca, Bivalvia, Ostreida, Ostreidae.
GCGUUCAGCUAACCACCGAUAAAAAUCAAGCGUCUGGGAGUGAACGUUUUCCAUUGUGAAAUGUUAAUAUCUUGUCUGCUGUAUGAGAUCUGUUUGAGGUUUUAUUCAUAUUAUUAUACUAUAAGCAUUAAAGUGUUUUGACACUUCAUGCAUGGAGGUGCAUUUGAUGCAUGAGCUGAUAUGAAUAUGUAUUUCGACUUUCGAUUUAGAAUACUUUGGGAAUUUCUAGUUCCUGGUUCGUAUGGUGUGUCCAAUAUGAUUGUUUUGGUGACGUUAUUGUGUAUCUUGAGUUUACAUAUUUCACAAUGUGUAUCCUUCAGAUACACCACCACAUCGUGUUUGGUGACUUAUAAACUGGACAGAACAAACAUGGAUAAAAUAACCUGCACGGGUGAACACGUGGUCAAUCACUGCAUUCCUGAUGAUCAACAUAAGGAAAUGGAAGUUUGUGUACAGUGGAAAUGGAUUACCCCAGGUUACUGUCCAUAUUACGAUAAGUUCUCGGAUGUUAUAAAAGAAGUGCGCUGUUCCUUCUACUGCCUGUGGAACGAGGAUUUGCAUGAUGUUUGCACCUGUCCAUCAAGACUGAAUGAUGAUUCAUGUGAUAAGAAAUGUAAAAAGGAUUUUGGAUCUGACAAAUACAUCCUUUGUGAGCCUGACAAAGUUUCUACUACAAUAAGCCCAGCAACGCAUAUCAAUUCUGGAGGACAUGGAUCAAGGGAAUCGUCAGAUUCGAAAAUUAAUGUCAGCCCAACAUUCAGUAUUACUUCCGGGAGAAAUGGUACAGAGAGUUCACCAGAAUCACAGUUUAGUGGCAGUGCUGUAGGAAUUACUCUUGGUGUAAUCGUGCCGCUUAUCCUGCUGGUUGUUGUUCCAGGAAUUGUUCUGUUCAAGAAAAGACGUCAGACAGAAAAUACACGUCAGAGAGAGACAGCAGUGGAGAGGGGUGAAGGUAACCCCUUAAUGGGUACAGAAACAAGAUGUCUGGCGGAAAACGAACAGAACCAACAAUUAAUAGGAAAAGAUGAGCGAACAUCCACUGAAGAUAAGAAAUCGUCACCUCUCCUGGCAGAGAAUAAAAACGAAAACCAGAGUGAAGGUCAGCUCGAAGAGAAUUCCAUGAAGAAUGAAAGGAUCAGUGUAUCUCAAAACUAUGAUUCACCUCAGAAGAAUGAGUCAUUCAAAACGCCACCUAGUACUCCAGCAGUUCAUACAGAACCUGACACUGGCAUAUGGAGGAUAGAAAACAAGGAUGGCAAGAAAAACAAGACGAAAGAAAGGAAAGGAUUUUGUGGAGGACAGGACUCUUCAGAAGAGGUGUCACUUGAUGUAGCUGCAGAGAAAAGGAAAGAGGAAGGAUCUAUUGAAAGAGGCCAUUCUCCAGAUGUAGUGUCGCCUGAUAACGGCAAGGAAGACGAUUCACAUUCGUCUCCUGUCAAUGAUAAAAAUGGUGACAAUGGAAAACAAAACACGGAUAUUACGGAGGAGGACCAAAGUGAGGAAAAAGGUAACGAGGACCAGGAUGUAAAACUGCAUGUUCUAUCAGUUACUGAUAAAUCAUCGAACCAAACUGUCAAAACUGACUUAAAUAAUGAGAAUAAUGAAAUAAAGAGUGGCUGUAGAAUGCAUGUUGAUGAUAGUUCUGGAGAACAAAAUUCAGAGCAGAAGGAUCUCUUAUUAGAUACUCCCCAGAAUAGUGAUAAUCAGAAUGAUAAUGGAAGUGGAACUUCUGAUAAUACAGCAAUGAAGCAUGUGAAUGAACAAGAAAAGGAACAUCAAAAUAAUUUAAACUGCUCAGCAGAUUCAGGUAGUGAACAUGAUGAAAAUGCAUUCAAUGAGAUUAAAGAUGCUGUAGGAAUAUUUGUCGACUCCUUGGAAUCUAUAAAAAAGGAAGAUGAUGAAGAGGGUGGCCGGAGUGAGUUACAGGAUCUUUUGGAAUAUAUGUGUACAGGACCAGCGAGGAAGAUACUGUUUAAUGUUGUGAAGAUGUAUGUGGAUAAUCCAGACAGUUAUUUCAAAGAUGAAUCAAAAAAAGCUUUAUUAAAAUCAGCAUUACCACCAGAGUUCCAUUCAGCCCAUGAUUUUGAAUCCGAAUACAGACAUUCUAUCCCUGUUAUGUACGCCAUUCUACAUGUGUCACUCAGUGAGAAACAACCAAAAUCUGGUUGGGGUCAAAAGGUCAAGGACACAGACACUGGGGUAGGAGAUGAUGUAGAGAGAGUGUAUCGAGCUCACACACUGAGUAGAGAAAUUCAAAAUGCAGAGAAUAUAUCUGUAGAUGGAUAUGUAAGGCUAUUUGAAAUGUUGAUAGGAGCUGUAGAGAGACUAGAUAUAAAGGGGAAAUGUAGCGAGGAUUACAGGGAGAUUGUGAAGAGAUGGGGAAACAUUCAGAGGAAGCUGUGGGUGAAGGAUAAAUUGACAACAUUCACAAACUUUAUCAAGAAAUGGUCAUAAUGUUGAUACAUGUCACUUGUAAGUAUUUUAUUGAGAGAGUUUGAUGUAGUGGGGUGAUACAAUAAAUCUAACAGUGAUUAAUUACACAGGAUCACUAAAUGUCCAGUAACAUACUCCAGCUACUGAGCUAUCUGGUCACUGAUGAUCAAACCAGGCUGAUGACCACAAGAUAGCGUUGAUACCGGUGCUUGUCAUAAAUGUAGAAGUGAAAUCACAGAUCUAACACCCCCCC